AUGCCACAUUUAUUGAGUAAAUUAACAAGUUGUGUACAUCGAAAGACACAUCAUUCAAAAUAUAUUUAUCCAAAUCUUAUUGAUAAAAAUCGCAAAUACUUUCUUUUAAGUCGAUUCGAAUUAUUUCCAGAUGAAAUUCUUCUUGAAAUCUUUCAAUAUAUUCCAUUAAUUGAUUUAUUCAAUACAUUCACAAAUUUGAAUUAUCGAUUCAAUUUUCUUUUACGUUCUCUUCAAUUAGGUGUUGAUAUUCAUCAAAAUGAUUCAAAUAAUCCAAAUUUACUUUCAGCACUUCAUUUCUUUGCAAAACAAAUUCAAUAUAUUCAUGUUGAUCGAUAUCCAUCAUUAAAUUUGAAUAUAUUUCCAAAUCUUCAUUCAUUAAUUAUUUAUCUUCCAACAACUCGUCAAUUAUUAUCAAUUAAUUCGAUUCAAAUGCCAAAACUUCGUCGUCUAUGGCUUGGAAUUUUAAUUGAAAAAGAUCAAAAAUAUUUAUGUCAAUCAUUAUUUGGUGAAAAUCAAUUUACAAAACUUGAUUUUUGUAAUUUAUUUCAAAUCAAUUUCAAUGUAACAUUGAACUGUUUUCAAAAUUUAGCAACACUUCGUCGAUUAAUUUUAACAAAUUGUCAAAUAAAAGAUUUCAUUAUUCUUUUAUCAUUUUUACCGAAUUUAAUUCAAUUAAAUAUUUGUAUAUGUGAUGUUUCAACAAUUUAUUCUCAUAAUUUAACAAAUUUUUCUCAUGAAAAUUUACGAAUAUUGAAAAUUGAAUUUGUAGAGAAACUUUCUCAAUUACAUAUUCUUAAUUGUCUUAUAUCAUUUGUUCCGUAUGUUCAACAAUUUACUUUAAUUCUUACAAAUUUAAUUCAAAUUCAGGAUUAUAUUUAUUUAAAAACUAUUCUUUUGGAAAAAUUUUUACAAUUAAAAAAAUUCAUUUGUUCAAUUGAUUAUUAUUGUCAAUUAACAAGUAAUGAAAUGAAUAAUAAAUUUCAAAAAUUAAGAAAUCAAAUUCCAUUUUAUCAAACAAUGAUUGUUAUACCUUGUUCCAUACACCAAGAUCAAUGUGUCCGAAAAAUAUGGAUGAAUAAGACUUUUAUUUUAUAG
Messenger RNA from Adineta ricciae, 1095 nucleotides. Lineage: Eukaryota; Metazoa; Rotifera; Eurotatoria; Adinetida; Adinetidae. The record is from the annotation of a GenBank genome assembly.